GUUCGACCCUCUUUAUCUUUCUGUACAUCUCACAAACACUCUCUCUCUAGGGUUAGGGUUUUGUUUAUUGCUUUCAGAGACACAGCUAUGUCGACUUCAAAGAUGAUCCUGUUGAGAAGCUCAGAUGGCGAGACCUUCGAGGUGGAAGAGGUCGUGGCGUUGGAGUCGCAGACCAUCAAGCACAUGAUCGAAGACGACUGCGCCGAUGCAAUCAUCCCUCUGCCGAACGUGACCAGCAAGAUCUUGUCCAAGAUCAUUGAGUACUGCAAGAAGCACGUCGAAACCCCCAAGUCGGAGGAAAAGACUGCCGACGAUGCUCUCAAAACCUUUGACACCGAGUUCGUCAAAGUUGACCAAGCCACCCUCUUUGAUCUCAUCUUGGCGGCAAACUAUUUGAACAUCAAGAGCUUGCUAGAUCUGACAUGCCAAACUGUGGCGGAUAUGAUCAAGGGGAAGACUCCGGAGGAGAUUCGUAAGACCUUUAACAUUAAGAAUGACUUCACUCCCGAGGAAGAAGAGGAGGUGCGCAGGGAGAAUGCGUGGGCGUUCGAGUGAAAUGCGGAGCAGUGUAUGCAAUGUCAAUAGUAUGAUAGGAUUGGGAUAUUAUCACAUGUGCUAUGCACAUUAUGUUUGAAUUGGUGAAAUACAUGGGUUUCUUUUUGCUUUGUGAAAACCAUAACUUCCUUUCCAACAAAUAUGAACUUCUUUAUUGGCAUAUUAUAUGAUAUUGGCUCUUCUGUGGUUGGAAGUUUUUUUAUACAA
Molecule: messenger RNA, 762 nt
Organism: Cornus florida
Lineage: Eukaryota; Viridiplantae; Streptophyta; Magnoliopsida; Cornales; Cornaceae
Product: SKP1-like protein 1B
Exons: 2
Coding region: 88-555 (155 amino acids)
Biological process (GO): SCF-dependent proteasomal ubiquitin-dependent protein catabolic process
Cellular component (GO): cytoplasm; nucleus
Molecular function (GO): cullin family protein binding
Source: RefSeq, a predicted model, not a curated record